UGAGCGAGAAGCCACCAAAGCAGGAGCUAGAACGGGGUUCUCAAGAAGAUUCUGCCUGCUCAAAAACCUUCUUCUUGUCGUCGUUGCUUUUAGGGAACUAGGUGUCUACUGUAUUUCAAUUUCUUAUUUUAUUUAAAAGGAGACCAGUGAACUGAAAAUGAGACUGAACAUCGCCAUCUUCUUUGGGGCUCUCUUCGGUGCCUUGGGGGUUUUACUCUUCCUGGUGGCUUUUGGAUCCGACUAUUGGCUCCUGGUGACUGAAGUGGGGAGGUGCUCAGGUGACCACAAUAUAGAGAAUGUCACGUUCCACCAUGAAGGGUUCUUCUGGAGAUGUUGGUUUAAUGGAAUUGUGGAAGAGAAUGACUCCAAUAUCUGGAAGUUCUGGUACACCAACCAACCAGCUUCCAAAAACUGCACACACGCUUUCCUGUCGCCAUACCCCUUCAUGAGAGGAGAACACAAUUCCACCUCCUACGACUCUGCAGUUAUUUACCGUGGUUUCUGGGCAGUUCUGAUGCUCUUAGGGGUAGUUGCUGUCGUGACCGCGAGCUUUCUGAUCAUCUGUGCAGCCCCUUUCGCCAGCCACUUUCUCUAUAAAGCUGGGGGAGGCUCAUAUAUUGCUGCAGGCAUCCUGUUUUCCCUGGUGGUGGUGCUGUAUGUCAUCUGGGUCCAGGCCGUGGCUGACAUGGAAAGCUACAAAACCCUGAAAAUGCAAGAUUGCUUGUCGUUCAGCCCUUCGGUUCUGUAUGGCUGGUCAUUUUUUCUGGCGCCGGCUGGGAUCUUUUUCUCAUUACUAGCGGGAUUACUGUUUCUCAUUGUUGGACGGCACAUUCAGAUCCAUCACUAAUCAAACUGUUGCCACCAGUAUUUUCUUGGGAGAUUUUAAAACACAGCAUAUUUUGUGGGUUUGUCUUUUCCACUUUUGUUUUCAAUGAUCCCAAUAUAGCAUUAGUGGAUGUACCUGUUAAGUUGCUAUUUGAAUGAAUUGUUUUACUUGUGAUUUUCUCUGAUAUGAAGGUUCUAACAUCUCUCCAGACAGAGCGAGUUUCUAUAUUGUCCCAGUGCUGUCAGUGACCUGAUCCUUCAAGGAGCAGAUAGAAGGGUCUCCCUCUCAUGGCACGUGGGGAAUUUCAUACAGGUUACAAAGACCUCAUAACGGCAUGAUACCAUCACCUGCAGCAAAACAAGAUUUGGCUUAAAAUCUUCUUGGCAAUCUCUUAUGCUUCUAAUUGAAGAAACAAAUCUUUGAAGAAUGUAAGAAUUGAAAACAAACAUCAUUAGAGAAUUCAUUCCCUUUCUUCUCCCCACACAAUACAUAGCCACAUACACUUUCUCAGACUCCUGUGAGCAAAGGAAUCAUUAUUUAAAAAUAGACAGCACUUGGUCUGUUAUCAGGGGUGCUCUCCAUCAGUCAAAUUGAGCCACAGCGACUUUGUCAGCUUUCUUAUGAACAGUGGUUUGGUUAACUAAUUUAGUUCACUUCAUUGUGGAUGGUUACAUAAACCCUAAACUAUAUUUAAGUGUAAAACCUCUACACUAAAUUAUUCAUAAUGCACACUGGAUUUUUAUGAACUUAAUGUAGGUUAAUUGUAUAAUGUAAUAUGGUUUAAAAUAUGUAAAAACCAAGUACCUCAACUUUGUACAUAAUUCUAUUUGAUAUUUUAAAAUUCCCAUUUAAAAAUUAUAUUGCUAAGAUGUUCAGUGUGUGAAAAUUUAUUGACGAAACGUGCUUUUAAUAUUCUCUAGCUAUAAACUUUCAAAAUACUUCCAUAUGAGGGUUAUAAUAGCCUUGCUUCAUGAAAGACCAUGAAAUAUUAACUUUCCCCAAGAUUUUAUAGGUUUCAGUUCCUCUGAACAUUUGAUUCCCUUAAUUUUUGUCCCUCAAUUUCUUCAUCUUUACCAUAGGUGCAUUAACAUUUACAGAUCUGCAAUUUCCUUUAACCUCCUGGAAGAAAAGAUUUUGUGGGGAAAAGACAUUCUUGAUUAUUCACUAGCAUAGAUGUUUUGCAUAUCAAAGAUGUGCAUUUGGCAGUAAUGUUGAUUGGAAUCAAAUCCAUCUGAGGGGCCUAGGUUAUAUUUGCAUUCUGGAAGCUUCCAUCACAGAGGAGUUUGGUGCUAGAGAAGGAGCAGAGAAAGGGCCUGGCACCUGAGCUUUGUUGCAGAUGACCUGUUUCAGCCUACAGCUGUUGUGAGAAUGGCAUGCGCAGGGAAUGACUGCCUGGAAGAGUCUUGGGGACAGAUGGACCAUGGCUUCCCAUUCGGCUGUUCCUGCAGUGCAGAAGUUGCUGAGUCUUCUCUGCAUGUCUUGCACUUCCCAUUAAGCCUCGGAAAAGCAAAGGUCUGCGGUACCUCCAGAACCAGGAGGGUGCUUGAGUAACAGGACUUGCUUGUAAACAAUAACCUAAGGACAAGCUCCAGGGUUUUUCUCACGUUGUGUCAACAAUACAAAGAUUUUUGUGGUACUUUCCUCUGCCUUUUUCUGUUUCAUUUUUAUGUUGCUUCAUUUAGCUCUCUGCUUUUGGCUUGAUCAUCAGAAAAAUAAUUAUGGGUUCUGUUAGGCAUAUUGACUGCGAUAUUAAGUUAUAGCACACCAUUAAGUUUUCCAGAUGAGGCUAGAUGUAUUUGAUUAGCUCAUGUCAUCUGUAAAUACAAUUCUUCUUUGUAGAACUUUGGCAUGGAACCUUUUUCUGGUAUACUGGAUGCCACUGAAAUUUCAAAUACAAACUGCCUUUAGUCAGGGUCUGAAUGUGUAUUCAUUUCAGACGGUUACCCUCAAUUUCAAGCACGUGUAUGCGACUACCAUAUAUUUAACAUAAAGCAAUUAGCUGAAGAGCUGAUGUAAAUGACAUUUUUACACAGACACACUCUGAAAGUAUUUUGUCAUUGUAGUGCAUCAAUCAUAUUAAUUUCUGAGGGGAAGGAAGGAAGGUGAGUUGUGUUUGUAAUGUCAGUGUGUAAAAUGUACUUAAAAAUAACAGGCAUACACAGCAGAUUGUUGUAACAGCAUUGUAGCUGAUUUGGGACACUCUGUUUUCAAAUGUCUGUGCUGUGUGAAUUUCUCCAUUGGGUGUAUUGAUUAAUUUUCAGAGGGCUCCCAACAAAGUGUUAAAACCUUUUUAAAAGGCGUUGAUUUUUGCAACAUAAAAUUUCGACUUAACAAACAAGAAGUCUCUCCAGUGACACUUCUAGAAAAGAUAA
This is a messenger RNA of Lepus europaeus (European hare), 3198 nucleotides long. RefSeq names its product transmembrane protein 182 (gene TMEM182). The record is from RefSeq and is a predicted model, not a curated record. Bases 158 to 847 code for a protein of 229 amino acids. Lineage: Eukaryota; Metazoa; Chordata; Mammalia; Lagomorpha; Leporidae. Gene Ontology annotation, cellular component: membrane. The transcript has 5 exons.